This is a messenger RNA of Brenthis ino (lesser marbled fritillary), 1509 nucleotides long. NCBI's taxonomy places the organism in Eukaryota, Metazoa, Arthropoda, Insecta, Lepidoptera, Nymphalidae. The record is from the annotation of a GenBank genome assembly.
AUGGGUGCAAUAAAAGUUGGUAGUGAAAAGAAAGUUGAUUUGGACGAUGUGUUGGACAGAUAUAGAAUAUUCGGUCGAUAUCACGGGGAGUUAAUGUGUUUACUUUUCUUAGCGUUUCUCACAAACCAGAUGUAUAGUUCAAAUUACGUUUUUGCUGCUGAAGAAGUGACUUAUAGGUGUAAAUAUGAUGCAGAAGGACCAUUUAAGUGUGCAGCCAAUUCUACAUAUUAUUGCUCAGAAUGGGUCUACGAUGAUCCAGACAGCUUCGUAGCCUAUUUCAAUUUAGCCUGCCAAGACUGGAAAAGAACAUUUGUUGGGACAGUGCACAGUUUUGGAUACAUGUGUGGGCUACUUCUCGUCGGACCCAUGUCAGAUAAAUUCGGAAGGAAGAACACCGCCAUUGUUUUAGGAGUCUUGGGAGGUUUGUUUGGGGUUAUAAGAAGUUUUUCCACAUGGUACUGGUUUUACAUAGCGAUGGAAUUUAUGGAAGGUGCUAUAGGAGAUAUUUGUUCACCUCUGUUCGUAUUUUCAUUAGAAAUUGUAUCAACUAAGAAGAAGCUAACGUUUUAUAUGUUGAGUGGAUUUGGCUAUGCAUUUGGUGGUGCAACUCUAGCUCUUGCAGCUUGGCUUACCCCGAACUGGAGAUGGCUCCUACGUAGUAUAUAUGCUCCUGCAUUUCUGUUCAUAUCUUACAAAUACCUUAUAGACGAAAGCCCAAGAUGGCUUCUAGUUAAAGGCAGAAAAGAUGAAGCGAUAGCAGUUUUAACGAACGCUGCUAAGAAAAAUAAAAUAGAUAUUGAUAAGAACAGUCUAGAUAAACUUACAUACGAAGUCAGUCCAAACGUUACGUUUAAUGAGUUAAUCCGAAACACGUUCUCAUCAAAGCAAUUGCGUAGACGUUUCUUUAUCUGCCUGGUUUGGUGGAUGACUUCGACAUUUGUAAAUUACGGGCUGGUGAUUAAUUCUGUUUCUUUACAAGGAAAUAAGUACAUAAAUUUUGCUCUAACAUUUCUGGUAGAUAUUCCUGGCAACUUAAUUAUAACAUAUGUUCUAAUUAAGUUCAAAAGAAAAUUACCUUUGAUGCUAUCAUUUUUCGCUGGCGCUGUGUUAUGUAUAUCUCAACCGUUUUUGCCAAACAUUCCCUGGCUAUCAAUUCUAUUCUACGUGACAAGCAAACUGAUGGGUUCCUUCUUUUUUUCCAUCACUUAUCUGUACACGUCGGAACUGUUCCCGACGUACACAAGGAACUCGAUGCACGCACUGUGCUCCUCGCUCGGUCGCAUCGGCUCUAUUAUAGCACCGCAAACGCCUUUACUGGUAACUUACUGGUCGGGUCUACCAUCUUUGGUUUUCGGAUUAGCCGCUUUAAUAGCAGGUCUUACCACUUUAUUAGUACCCGACGUAUCGAAUGACUCCCUCCCGGACACAGUACACCAGGCGGAAGCGCUUGGGAAAUCAAAAAAAGCCUUGGAGGCGCGUAAUGAAGAUAUCUCUCGACAGUCGAUAAAU